This is a messenger RNA of Notechis scutatus (mainland tiger snake), 4420 nucleotides long. Its product is annotated as tetratricopeptide repeat protein 39A-like. The record is from RefSeq and is a predicted model, not a curated record. Gene Ontology annotation, molecular function: protein binding. NCBI's taxonomy places the organism in Eukaryota, Metazoa, Chordata, Lepidosauria, Squamata, Elapidae.
CCUAAUUCAGUUGAGUUGCUGUAAAGGCUGCGAGUGCUUGGAUCCCCUCCUCAACAGGCGAUGCUUGAUUAGCCAGAGGGCAGGCAAAAAUCUUUCCUACGGGGCAACGGUUUUUAGAGCCCCCGCAGGAAAAACGCAGAAAGUAGCAAUUGCUGAGGAAGAGCAAAGGGCAAGAGUGAUUGUGUGGCGCUGUCGGCUUCCACCUUCCUCCAAACUUGAAAGGAAACUCUGCGAUGGAGCGAGAAAACAGACGGCGGCAGAGCAGCGGUGUCACCUACGCAGCGCGGUUCAGGUAGGAGCAGCGAGACACCUGCGGGGCGGAGUCUGCCCAGGCCGGACCGGCCGCUUCCCCUGCGUGUCGUCUCACAGGCUUCGGAGCAACAGCCGCGAGUCUCGCUUCGUUCGUUCAUGCCUCCAGCAUGGCUCUGGAAAGCGAUCACAGGAAGACGAGCACUUCCCUGGAGACUGCCUUAGCCGAGUGCACGGAGGCACUGAAUUGUUUCCUGCAUAACCAGUUCAGUAAGAGCUUGGAAAUGCUGCAGCCCAGAACUGGAGAGAGCAUGUACCAUGCCUUAAUUUAUGCCACCAUCCUGGAGAUGCAAGCCAUGAUGACCUUUGAACAUGAAGAUAUUGUCCAUGCAGGGCACACCAUGAAAGAAGCCCAGGAGAUCUGUCAGAGAUUUCGGAGGAAAACCACUGUGACUGGUACCUUCUCCAGUCGGCAAGGUGGAGAUGCUUGUACGGAAGAGGAACUGCAUGCUGAAGUAUGUUAUGCAGAAUGCUUAUUGCACCGGGCAGCCCUCACCUUCCUCCAGGAUGAAAACAUGGUUAAUUUUAUAAAAGGAGGAAUUAAGGUGCGUAGCAGCUACCUCAUCUACAGAGAGCUGAAUGCUUUCAUCCAACCUAGUUGCUUGCCUGCAAACUCUGUUCGUAUCCAUCUGGAGGGGGGGGUUGCUCUUGGCAUUGGAGCCUUCAAUUUGACUCUCUCCCUCUUUCCACCCCGGAUUUUGAGACUUCUGGAAUUUGCUGGGUUUUCAGGGGACAAGGAUUAUGGUUUGCAAAAACUACAUCAGGGAGCCACGACACCCAACCUGCGGGCUCUACUUUGUACAAUGUUGCUUCUCUGUUACUAUACUUUCCUUACCUUCAUCUUAGGGAUUGGUGAAGAUGAUUUCACAGAGGCUGAGGCCCUACUGAAGCCAUACCUCUCCCGCUAUCCACAGAGUGCCAUUUUCUUGUUCUUUGCUGGGAGGAUAGAGGAAAUCAAAGGGAACAUCAAUGAGGCCAUCAAGAAGUUUGAAGAAGGCUGCUCAGCACAGCAAGCCUGGAAGCAGUUUCACCACAUGUGCUACUGGGAACUGAUGUGGUGCUUUGCCUACAAAGGAAUGUGGAAGAUGGCCUACUUCUACGCAGAUCUGCUGAGCAAGGAGAACCGCUGGUCUAAGGCAAUGUAUGUAUAUAUGAAAGCUGCCUUCCUUAGCAUGCUGCCUGCUAAAGAGCCACGGCCCUUUGGUGAAGUAGAGGUUGAACUUUUUAGGCAGGUUUCCUCCUUCAAACAGAAAAUUGCUGGGAAAUCUCCACCCACAGAGAAAUUUGCCAUUCGCAAAGCAAGGCGCUACAAAUCGAGUGACUUGGUUCCCUUACCUGUGCCAGCUCUGGAAAUGAUGUACAUGUGGAAUGGAUUUACAGUGCUGGGCAAGCAGCAAGAGUUGUUGGAAGGAACUUUAGACACUCUGAUACAGGCUGAGAAGCAGCUAAAAGAAGCACCAGCCAGUGAGUACCAGGUAGAUGACCAGUGUCUUGUGUUACUUCUCAAAGGCUUAGUCUUCAAGCAUUUGCACAGUUUGACUGAGGCUGAGGCAUGCUUCAGUGCGGUCCAUAGAAGUGAGAAGAAGAUCAGGUAUGAUCAUUACUUGGUACCUAAUGCACUAUUGGAAUUGAGUCUGCUGUAUGUGGCACAAGGCCAAAAUGAAGAGGCUGUACAGUUGCUCCGCAGAGCCAAGAACAACUACAAAAAUUAUUCAAUGGAGUCACGAACACUGUUCCGGAUUCAUGCUGUAUUGUCCAAACUUAAGGCCAGCCAGGAAGAAAGUGAUGCAGAUGGAACCAGUCCUUCCUAAGGCAACAGGUUUCCUCACAAACUGUUAAGGGUGCUUAGACCAAAGAAGGAACUGCCAAAAUACGAGGGCUUAGGAUGCUGCCUUCCUCCUGGGAUGGGCCUAUUUGAAAGUGUAUUGUAAUUGUACCACUGGGCUUCUGGUCUAGUGUGUGAUGUCUUUAUGAUGAAUGGAUGGGUCUUACCUAACUGGAUUUCAGCUUACAAAACCAGGGAAUAGCUAUGAAAAUGCUGCUUGCUAAUUAAUGAAGCUGACAGGAGCAGCCUAUCUUCAAUAUUCCAUGAUAUAUUCUGCCAGUCAACCCAAAAUGAGGGCUACAUUUGUCCUAUUUUCUGUCCUGCUCAAUUUCAUAAAACGUUGAAAUAACAUGGACGUUCCAGCCUCCUAAUUUUUUUUUUUAAUUUCAUGCUCCCCCACUUUCUUUCUCAGUCUGAGCUCCUUAACCAGCAAGGCACAUCAGAUGGUCCUUCUUGUCACAUUGGGAGUGAGCUUAAUAGUGCAAUUAAUUCAGCAAAGGCUUCCAGUUUUGGUUGGAAACAUAAUAGAACCUCAACUCUCUGCUGUGGCCUUCUCUUUUUUGAAAAGAACAGAGAAUUUUUGUAAUAAGACUUAAUCAGCUCAAUCUCUAUUUAAGAACAUUUCUAAAUGUUGGAAAGUGAUUUAAAAUGCUUGCAGAAUUUGGGGUGGGGCAAACAAUCUGGCCAAAAAUCCCUUAAAUCAAGAAGCAGCUUAUAUUGCAGAAUGAUGAAUAGUAACUGGACUUAGACAUUUUCAAAAGCCUAUGACUACUUCCAGAAUUCUGUUCACGUCAAUACUUGUCCCAGUAUUUUCUUUGCUUAUCAAUUUGGCAAAAAAAGCUGAUGGAUCUUAUCAGUUUUCAAUCUGAUUAUAGUAUUAACUACUAAGGUUUGUUCCAUCAAUUCACUGGGCUAUUGAAAUAUGGUUUUCUUUUCUUUUUUAAAAGCUCUUUCAAUACCUUUGUUGGUUGUCUCAUACACCCUUGCCAUACUGUUACUCAGGACUUGCUUAUUAGACAUACAGCGCUAAGCCAAUGUGGUUUUUGUUGUACUUGUUUGCAUUCCUUAUUUUAAAAUCAUAUUUGGUGUAAUUAGCAUUAACAAUGAUGAAAAGGCAAAAAGGGGACAUUUUGGCAUCUCUUCUUUUAUUGUGUGGUCAUGACAUUUGAACAUGCUGUCUUUCAUUGUUUUUCCUUGCUCUUCUGGUUUCCCUUACCUUUGUUGUUAGUAUUCCUCCUCCUAAGAACAAUUUUCAUGGAGUGAGUAAAGUCUAUUAUGUUAAAUGGCACUUAAAUGGUCAGUUUCUACUAUAGUAGGACUUAUAUCUACUAAUAGAAACAGUGAACAGUUCAUUUAUGAGCCAAAAUAGAAUCAAAUGACAUUCUGAAGAUAGGAUGUGGGUUAAUCCCACUGAUCAAUACACUUCAUACCCUUGCAUUCCUGAAACAUUAUAGAAUAAGAUUUGUCCCAAAGGUGGUUUUCUAAACAGCAACUGGCCUUUCUUGUUUUCUGAACUACAGAACUGAAGAAGCUUCAUGGAUAAGAAGCAAAAUGUUUUCCAAAAAUCCAAGAAAAUCCAGUUGUCUUUUAGAAAAGCAUCUUUGGGAAAACCCUGACUUGCAUAAUUAUCUCCAGACAUUAAACAUAAGACUUGUUUGCCCAAUGUGGAUCAUAUUAAUUAUUGUCUAAUCUAAGAGCAAACUUCAACUAGAUAAUGUUAUAUUACAUAAUGUGAGCAUACUAACAUAACCAGGCACAGAAAAGCAUAUUUGAAAGUAUGUAGAUAAUAUAGUUUGGCAUAUUCUUCAAUGACUGAAUAUAAAUGAAAUAAAUUCUACUUCUGUUGUGUUGUAGAUUUAUUGCUAAAACACACCUUUAUUGUUAUCCUGUUUUACGUUGGUUCUUUGUCAUGUUUCAUUAUUAUGUUCCUAAAGGAAUAAUAAACAUCAUAGGAAGUAUGAGUCCAUGGGAUCUUAUAAGCCACCUUGAAAGCCAAGGUGACCCAGUAUUUAGGGUGCUGACAAAUGGCAGUAAGACCCAGGUUCUAGUCCCCUUUAGGCACAGACGCUAGCUGGAUGAUCUUGAGUCAAUCAUUCUCAGUUCUAGACUGGGAAGUAAAAAUAUCCUAGAAGGCAGCAAUGAUCAACCAAUUCUGAAAUGUUGCCAAGAAAACUACAUGGACCUCUCCAUGAAGUUGCCAGGAGUCAAGAUUCAUUCAAAGAUCAUCCAGUCCAGGGACUGGAUUUAGUCCUGGAAUCCACUAAACUGCUCUGAUAAGUGAUAAUC